Messenger RNA from Camellia sinensis, 669 nucleotides. The record is from RefSeq and is a predicted model, not a curated record. NCBI's taxonomy places the organism in Eukaryota, Viridiplantae, Streptophyta, Magnoliopsida, Ericales, Theaceae.
AUGAAGCAAUCUUCUUCUUUUGAGAGUUUGAAAGAUUUGAUGAGAUGGGAAACAACAGUCUACACCUUUCAUUCCUCCUCGUGUUCCACCGCCAAUGGCCACAUUGCUGACGAGAUCCAAUGGCCACUGGGUAAAUAUGAGGUUGCGGUUAAACUGGAUGAAUUGCAUUACUUCUUCUUUCUCCGUGCUCCGAAAGUGGACGAUUCAGAUUCGGAUUCGAGCGAUGAUAAGGGCAGUGGAAAGAAGGGAUCGGUGAUUGAUCCGGAUAAUUUGUUGAAUUACGGGCUGACGAUUGCGUCCAAGGGGCAAGAAGGUUUGUUGAAAGAGUUUGAUGAAGUUUUGGAGCAUUACAGUAACUUUUCGGUACAAAUGGUGUCGGAGAAGGGGAAGAAAUCGGAGGUGUUGGAUGUAACGAUUGUGAAGGAGAUUGCACCGGAGGAUUUGGAGUCGGAGAAGAAGAAAGAGCUGAUGGAGGAGCAGUGUGCUGCGUACUGGACCACGUUGGCGCCAAAUGUGGAGGAUUAUAGUGGGACUGCGGCAAAGCUGAUUGCGACAGGGUCAAGGCAACUGAUCAAGGGGAUUUUGUGGUGUGGUGAUGUGAGUAUUGAUAGAUUGAAAUGGGGGAAUGAGGUUUUGAGGAAAAUGAUCAAACCCAGUGAAAUUUACUGA